Magallana angulata is the source of this 3116-nucleotide messenger RNA. RefSeq names its product B-box type zinc finger protein ncl-1-like. The record is from RefSeq and is a predicted model, not a curated record. Gene Ontology annotation, molecular function: ubiquitin protein ligase activity. The annotation marks the transcript as partial. The transcript has a single exon. Lineage: Eukaryota; Metazoa; Mollusca; Bivalvia; Ostreida; Ostreidae. Gene Ontology annotation, biological process: protein polyubiquitination; proteasome-mediated ubiquitin-dependent protein catabolic process.
ACAAGGAGUGGGGAUUUAGUUUAUACUGAUUACAAAGAUAGAACUGUGAACAUAGUUAAGAAUACACAGAUACAGACAGUGAUCAGACUACAAGGGUGGAGACCUUUGGGUGUAUGUAGUACCUCCUCUGGUGACCUCCUGGUUGUCAUGGACAGUGAUGAUAAACAAACAAAAGUUGUGUGUUACUCUGGCUCCACAGAGAAACAAAGUAUUCAGUAUGAUGAUAAAGGACAAUCUCUCUUUUCAUCUGGUUACUUUAAAUACAUCAGUGGGAACAGGAACCUAGAUAUCUGUGUGUCAGACUGGGACGCCCAUAGAGUAGUGGUGGUCAAUCAGGCCGGGAAACUCCGGUUUACCUACACUGGUCCUCCCUCUACUACCAGGGAACCAUUCUAUCCAUGGGGUACCACAACAGACAGUCAGGGUCGGAUCCUGACAGCAGCCAACCACCGUAUCCACAUCCUGGAUCAGGACGGACAGUUCCUUCGAUACAUUUACAACUGUCAUUUACAGUCUCCACGGGGUUUAUGUGUGGACACCAGAGACAACCUCUUUGUGGUUGAACAGUUCACGGGUAAAGUGAAGAAAAUAAUAUAUCUUGUAUAAACAGUCUGUGUAUUAUAUAUACACCGAUUAUACGUAUUGUAUGUAAACAGUUAAUCUGUUUAUAUGUAUUGAAUGAAAACAAACUGUGUGUAUCUAUUAUAUGUAAACAAACUGUGUGUAUGUAUUAUAUGUAAACAAAUUGUGUGUAUGACAUUACAUUAUAUGUAAACAACUGUGGGUUAUAAUGUCACCCCUGCGAAUGUGUUCGGAAUGUUUUCUUUAUCGUUGCUAAGUAUGUAAUACAAAUGAAAGUUCACGAGACUUCACCGAGAUUUGUUCAGUUCCUGUUAAAUUUCAAGCGGAAGUAUAAGUGUUCGGAUAAUAUUCUCAAAAUACGUAAGUACUGGUCGUUUUUCAUAUCGUAUCCUACUUUGGUUUAUGUUAAAACAUAAAAUUCUUUUAAUAAGUUCGUCUUAUAUCACCAUUUAGCGGUUUUUUAUAUUAAACGAUAAUAUUCAGAACAGAGUUAUCGUUCGUGUUCAACCACGUGUUGAAUGGUUGAAAAUACAAGUUUAGCUUUUUAAAAAAAGCUUACCGUCUUUAGAGCAAACUCUUAACAGCAAUAAUAUAUCAAAGACAAUUUAAUUAUUUUUUUUAUAUAAAUGUCGCCUUCUUCUCCAUGCAAUAGCGUGCCAAACUUUUUUUUUAAAUAUGUGCCUAAGAAGCGUGCGUGCUUAAAAAUUGUUUGUUGAAAAUUGUUUACAGCGUGUUAUUUAUUUGAAAUCGACUGUAGUAAGUAAAAAGAUAUCUUAAGAAGGGUCGUAUCAAUGUAGUAAAAUCAAAGUUAAUACAACUGCAUUCAGUAUCACUCAUUUUUAGGGUCUUCCGUUUUCCAACGGAAGACCUAAUUGUUUUCGUUCUGUUUCUUUUUCUUCGCUAUUUUUCUUUUUUUUCCAACAAAUUUUGUGCACGCGAUUUCUCUAAAACGACUCAACCGAUUUUUAUUAAACUUUCAGAUAUGAUAGAUACUGAUCUAAACUUUAUACUUAAUUUUUUAUUUUGACGACGUCAUUUCCGUUUUUGAUAUAUUGACGUUUUAGCGAUUUUUAGAGGGUCGGCUUGUCCUAGGAUCUUCUCCUUAACGAUUGAAGAUAUUGAGUUCAAACUUUCAGGGAUUGUAGUCGAAAGAUUGUAGAUGUGUCUUUAGGCAUUCAUUUUUGUCUGACUCAAAAGGCGCUGAAGCUCGCCUGGACCCGGAAAUUAAGAUUUAAAAAAGUCGUUAUUUUUUCUGGUUUUCUUUGUUUAUCUCUUAUCUGAAAAAUAUUUUGUUAAAACAUGUUAUGUAAAAUGUGUUAAGAAUUAAAUGACCUUUCAUUUGAUAUCAAGAAAAAGGGGCUGGCCCCUCAAAUUAGGGAACCAAGGGACUUUUAAGUCUUUCAUCUGUAGCCCUUUACUGAGGGAUAUUUUGUGAAAGGUUAUAGAAGCAAAUAUGUUUAUUUUACAAUUAUGUAUCCAAGCAAUGUAAUGAUUUCAUCAUGGGUUACGUAAUUAGGGGUUUUUAGGGGCCAAAAGUCCAAAAUUUUGAUCACCGAUAUCUCAGAAAGGAAAAAUAUUUUGAAAUGAAGUAUAGAGGAAAAGAUGCCCAAAAUGAUAUACUAAAUAAAAUUCAAUCUUCAAAAUUUCGUUAAACGGCCCCAAUAAGGCGAUAAGGGACCGGCCCCUUAAACAUUCUUUCCCAGAUAUCUCAAGAAUGGUAACGAAUUUCUAAACACUUGUUGAACAAAAUGUCUUUAUAAUUAAAUGACCUUUCAUUUGAUACCAAGAUAAAGGGUUGGCCCCUAAUAUUAGGGAAUAGAGGGCUCUAAAGUCUUUUUCCUAUAGCUCUUUACCGAGGGAUAAUUUGUAAUAGAUUAUAAAAGCAAAUAUGUUUAUAUCUUACAUUUAUGUAGCCUAACAACAUAAUGAUUUUCUAAUGUGUUACGUAAUUAGGGGUUUUUAGGGCUCAAAAGUCCAAAACUUUGAUCACGUAUAUCUCAGAAAGGAAAAAUAUUUUGAAAUGCAGUUUAAAAGAAAAGAUGCUCAAAAUGAUGUACUUAACAACAUGCAACCUUAAAAAUUUGGUUCAGUGGCCCCGAUAAGGAGAUAAGGGACCGGCCCUUAAACGUUUUUCACAGAUAACUCAAGAACAGUGACGAAUUUCUAAACACUUGUUGAACAAAGCUCUUACACCUAAAACAAAAUAGUAUCUGGCCCUUAAAUUGUAGACCCUCCUUUCCUGUUUUAAAUCAUUUUAACUGUUAAAUAGCAAAAUCAAGAUCGAACAUAAAUCUCAAGUUCUAAAAUCAGACAGAAGACCUCCUCGUUGCUCGCAACGAGAUCGUGUCUAGUUACUGAUAUUUUUUUUACUGAUAUUAGUUUCACCGUAUCUAAUAUACAAACUUGUUUACUGAUAUUAGCCAUACCGUAUCCAAUUUCAUUGGUAUUUGUAUAAUCAAAACAAAAAGAAAAGAACAAAUUAUUUCAAGAGAUGUUACAGAAUAAUGCUUUCAACUAGUUAACAGAAAAAUGAA